This is a messenger RNA of Mitosporidium daphniae, 609 nucleotides long. Its product is annotated as DSBA oxidoreductase domain-containing protein. The coding region runs from base 1 to 609 and encodes 202 amino acids. Gene Ontology annotation, biological process: glutathione metabolic process. The transcript has a single exon. Lineage: Eukaryota; Fungi; Microsporidia. Gene Ontology annotation, cellular component: mitochondrion; peroxisome. The record is from RefSeq and is a predicted model, not a curated record. Gene Ontology annotation, molecular function: glutathione transferase activity; glutathione peroxidase activity.
AUGGCAAAGCUUGAGUUCUACUUUGACUUGGCCUCUCCUUAUAGCCGGAUUGCAUGUCACAGGUUAAAGGUGUGGCGAAAAGAGAACCAUGCACAGCUGGAAUGCAUCCCAGUUUCACUAACCGCCAUUCUGAAAGACUCUUCCGGAGAAACCGCAUUGCAACACAAAAAACGAAUGCAUUCGCUAGUGGACUUGAAAAGAGCAGCCUGUUUAUAUGAAAUCUCUGAUUUCGACACCAGCAGCUCGAGAAUACAAGCGAACUUGAAAUCCAAAGAGAUUCGCUUGAAAAUGAUCGAGCUGGCCAACAGAGGCAUCACCUUUGACGAUCUCGAGCUUCUGUAUAAAAAAUAUUGGAGCUUUUCGUGCACAGAGCAGAAGGAUCCCAUCACUUGCAAUCAAGAUGCAACAAAAAAGCAAACCUUUAGCAGCGAAGGGCAAGUAAAGCUGCUAGAAAACACAAAAAAAGCCAUCGAAAUGGGUGCUUUCGGUCUUCCGUGGUUUAGGCUUUUCAGGAGCGGCAGAGAUGCACAAGCAUAUUUCGGAUCCGAUCGAUUGGAGCACAUCAGCCUGGACGUUCAAGAGAACAUUGCCAAUAAAAGCAAAUUAUAA